UGUGGUAGACGAAAGUUACUCUGGGUUUUAGCUAGCAAAGAAAGUUUGGGAAGCCAUUAUAUGUUGCUCUGAUGUCGAGCAGUUUAUUUGUUGUACAUUCCCCUUUUUGAAGCCUUAUAUAAAGACUAUCGUUUCUCCAAUUGAUGUCCGAUCCAUUUUUUUGGCUAGUGGAUUUGCCACAACAUUUUUUGGUGCCGAAACCCGGGAGAAAUGAGCGAACAGGACUUACGUGGAGCCGCGGCCGCCGAAGCUGCGGGAGUGGCAGAUGACGAGCAUCAGAGAGAAAUGGAAAGAACAAAACGGAAACGUGGGACGAUAAGAGGUGCUACCACACGACUUGUACAUCAAAUUGACUCCGAAAUGGCUAAACCAGAUCCGGACACUGACCAUCUGAGCGCAUUACUGGAAAUGCUGUCGGCAAAGGAGCUCAGCUUGUAUGCCUUAGAUAGUGAAAUAGAACGUAAAACAGCUCUGGAUGACCUGGAAAUGGAGAUCGAAAGCACAGAGGAAUAUAAGGAGCGCAUCAUCCUGUCCAAGAGCCGUGCACGGCGCAUAAUUAAGAGAAAUGAGGAUUGCCGCGAACAAGCCGCACAUCAAAGGGUGAGUGACGCUAGCUCUGCUCAUUCAUUGGCACAGAGAGCAUCGGUAAAGCUUCCUAAGCUGAUCAUUCACAAAUAUGAUGGAGAUGCCAGUUUGUGGCAGGAGUUUUGGAGUCAAUAUGAAGCUGUUAUUCACCACAAUGAUGCACUAUGCAAAAGAGAGAAGUUUACCUAUUUGAAAACCUAUCUCACUGGCCAAGCAGCAAAGGCAGUUGCAGGACUGAUGUUGACAGAUGAAAAUUAUGACAACGCAAUUGAGUUACUGCAAAACCGAUUUGGAAGAAAGGAUGUAGUAAUUAGUGCGCACAUGUCAAAACUGCUGAACCUCACACCUGUUAAAAAAUCCUCUGAUGUGCAUGCUUUGAGGCAGCUGUAUGAUGAAUGUGAAAUUCAGAUCAGAAGUUUAGAGUCAUUGGGUGUAGUGUCAGAAAGCUACGGAAGCUUGUUAUGCCCAAUAUUGCUAAAGAUGAUUCCAGAUGAUAUAGCGCUUGAAUACAGCCGUCAGAGAAAUGGAGAUGAAGAGUGGAAAGUGUCAGAAAUGGUCACAUUCCUACAGAAGGAGGUUCAGAGCAGGGAAAGAGCGCUGCAAAUGACAAAGUCGUACAACCCACAGAAAGCUGAAAAUAAACUGUACAAGCCACCGUUCAACGAUGUGAGGUUUAAAAGGCCUAGCAUACAAUCUACUGCUGCCCUGUACACAGCCAGCCAGAAACAAAACACCUGUAUAUUCUGUGAGAGUGACGAUCACAAAUCGCAAAACUGCCCAAAUAAUGACACGCUUCAAAGAAAGGACAAGUUAAAGAGAAUGGGGAGAUGUUUUGUGUGUUUGGGACAGAAACACAUUGCAAGAUUCUGUAAGACCAAGAAUGUGUCCUGUGAGAAAUGUGGACGGAGACAUCACGUUGCUGUGUGCGGUGGUGAAAGGGUGGAUGUACAGGCCCCAUCCCAACCAGAAGAAGCAGUGGUCUCCUCCGUGCUCCCUCAUUCAGUAAGAGUGAAACCAAGUGAACAGAACACUGUGUUGCUACAGACUGCAAAGGUGUGGAUUGAAGGCCCGUCAGGCAGAAGGAUAGCUCGUUGCUUAUUAGAUGGAGGCAGCCAAAGAAGCUUCAUACAUGAAACGUUGGUGAAGAGCCUAAAUUUACCAGUAAUAAGGCAAGAGACAUUGACACUACACACAUUUGGGUCCUCCUUUCCCACAAGAUCACAGCGCGGCAUAGUGAAGGUUAUGCUACAAAAUAUCUGGGAUCCUAGCCAGAGUAUUGUAAUAGAAGCUGUGGAGACCCCACAAGUGUGCUCGGCAAUAAUGAAGGUUCCUGGUGAACAGAUCCAGCAUGAGCUUAAGAAAAGAGGAUUACAACUGGCUGACUUCCCAGGAUCCAAUGAGGAACCAGAGCUUGCUGUCCUCAUAGGAGCUGACUACUAUUGGCAGAUCGUGACAGGAAGGGUGGAGAGACUUACAGAAACAUUGGUGGCACUGGAGAGCACCUUCGGAUGGUCUGUUCAGGGGCCGGUUUCUGCAUCAAGUGUUACAGAGGCAGCCUGCAUGUUCAUUCCGUGUGAGGAAGAGAAACUCCUCUCCAAGCAACUGAAAGCAUUCUGGGAAAUAGAGUCUCUGGGUAUUACAAAUGAGACAACAAAGAACCCAGAAGAUGAUGAGGCUCUGCAGAUGUUUGAGAGAACGACUAUGUUUAAAGAUGGACGAUAUCAGGUGGAGUUGCCAUGGAAGCCAGAAAGGGUAGAGCUCUCAGACAACUACAGAGUUGCCAAAAAACGGCUGGAAGGUCUGAGUAAAAGAUUUAAGAAGGAUGUCACACUCUUCAGCAGGUAUAAUCAAGUGGUGGAGGACUACUUGGACCAGAACAUUGCAGAGGAAGUGACACCAAACAGCAGCACAGAUUCUGUAAUGUAUUAUAUGCCUCACCAUGCAGUGCUGAGAG
This is a messenger RNA of Haplochromis burtoni (Burton's mouthbrooder), 2539 nucleotides long. RefSeq lists its product as uncharacterized. Lineage: Eukaryota; Metazoa; Chordata; Actinopteri; Cichliformes; Cichlidae. Gene Ontology annotation, molecular function: zinc ion binding; nucleic acid binding. The record is from RefSeq and is a predicted model, not a curated record.